GUCUGUGAUAUUUCACCGCUCCCUCGCAUAAGGAUGGACAACUCCACCAACUUAAACUGUGGAUCCGUCAACACGGAUGUGAGCGGUGUUGCGGUCCGAGUGUCACUCUAUGCGUCGGUCACCAUCGGUUUGAUCAUGAUGCGAUGGUUUACACAUGAUAUGGACGCCUUUCAAGAUGCCGCUCGGACGUCAUUCAUUACCUCGAUAGCGCUGGUGAUCUCUUCCCUCGUAUCGCUCUACGGAGGUGCUGGCUUAGCGCUCGUGGACGCGCUCGUUGUCACUACCGUAACAUCCCUCGUCAUGGCAUACGCUUUCAUAGUCGGCUCUCAAGGCACAGCCUAUGCACGACAUAUCGGUGCGAACAAGUUCGAAAUGACAUAUACCCUCGCACUUGCUGCAGUCCUACACACUAUACUGUGGAUGGCAUUUGGCAUCGUGGUUUGGCGCGAUCCGAGCAAUUUUGGCAACGGUGCGAUCGAAGGAUGUUUUCCCAAUCCGAACCUGAAUGUUGUCUUUUGGGUCGUUGGACUUACCCUAAGUCCAACCAAUGCAUCACUUAGAGCAUUUGCAAUAUCUGAAUUUGCAAUUGGAGGUGGUCUGGGUAUUCUCUCGACCAUCGCAAGCUUCAUCUUCACCAAGCUUUCCAAAACCCAAUUUGAAGCGGUCGAGUAUGACGUGGGAAGGAUGCGUCAAACUGGGCCAAUGACGCAUCAUGGUCCUUUGCCACACUUGCGGCCGAACGGGUCUCAGGAGAACCCGCCCAUCAUCGCUGAUCAGCUCGAGGGAGGUCCUCAGGCGGUGCUCGCUGACGGAGUAGCAGGGCCGAGGGUUGAUCAAGAGAGGCGGGCCGCGAGACCAGCGAACAGACUGAUAGUUUGGCUCAACACUCCUACUGUGAAGAAGAUUGGCCUCUGGUGGAAACCUAUCGCCGGAAUUGGAGGCAUCAUCGGCUAUCUCUACUUAAUCGUAACUACCGAAAGCCUGAUCACGGUGAACAAUCAACGGGCUACCACAAACAGCUUGACAUUCGGCCAAAUCCUCUCUCUGGUCCUUCUCCUCGACCAGAUUAUCUUUCAGCCCAUGACACAAAUUUUCAAUCAUCUCCUAGAGCGAGCGGUGCAGAAACAGAAAGAAAUAAGAAGGCAAAGUAACGCAAACCGUGGAACAGGUCCUUACGAGUUGUCACCGAUAACAGCUACGCCGUCCCCAGCCGGAGAGGACGCCCUCGCGAAGUAAAUGUAAGUGAGCAGUCAGGCAAGACUAUUCCGCAGUGUAUUAAAUGUCCAUUGUUUAUCUAUUG
Messenger RNA from Dacryopinax primogenitus, 1300 nucleotides. RefSeq lists its product as uncharacterized. Bases 34 to 1236 code for a protein of 400 amino acids. Lineage: Eukaryota; Fungi; Basidiomycota; Dacrymycetes; Dacrymycetales; Dacrymycetaceae. The record is from RefSeq and is a predicted model, not a curated record. The transcript is spliced from 5 exons.